Molecule: messenger RNA, 2475 nt
Organism: Linnemannia hyalina
Lineage: Eukaryota; Fungi; Mortierellomycota; Mortierellomycetes; Mortierellales; Mortierellaceae
Source: the annotation of a GenBank genome assembly
AUGUCCGAUAUCCCCCUCUACAGCACCAGAACCACUGGCCCUCCUAAACAGCAACAAUCCACAUCCAAUAACACCCAUGAUGACAACAACCCAGACUCCACCCACGCUGUUCACUCAGGGGAUGUAGAGAUGCAGGAACGCAGUCGGAACCAACGACAACGGUCCACUGUAGCAAGGUCAUCGUCUCUCAACCGCAAUAACAGUAACAACAACAACGACUCUUAUACCCUUCCCUCGUCUUCAAGGACGGUCGACAACACCAGCUCAGACCCCUCUCUCAGCCGAGGCGACAGCACACUUGACAGGUCCUUAUCAACAAACCACAACGGUUCGAGAGACAGAGAUGCACAUCAUCCCACUCAAACAAACAGGAGUAACAAGAGCGCCAAACAUAAUGCCUUAAACUAUAAUUCUUCUGUCUCUCGCUCUUCCGGCACACGAGUUGCAAACCACAUCGACCCCUCGACAGGAGAACGACAGGAGCUGCGAGGUGACAGUACUGGUGGAGGAAUUUCGUCUUUCUUCGGUGGACUGUUUGGAGGAGGAGAAGGAUCUACCAAACGCAAACAACCUGCAUCCAACGCCGCCACCAGUCGAAUCAAGAAUAGGAGUGUGGGUGGACUGCCGGCGAGUGCUUCGGGAAGCAAAAACGAACUGAUCGACCGUUCUCAGCUACAGCACCAUCAUUCAAGCGAGAAGCUGAACGGCUCAGCAUUUGUUCAACAGGAUCCAUUGUUACGGAAGAAGGGCUUGCCUGGAAAGGACGGGCGCCAGCCAGAGACAGACAUGUUCCACUUUGUCGAUACCAUGCUGGAUAUGCCUGUGGACCCCACCUGGAGUCAGGUUACCAUUAAACUGGCCAAGGUCCUGACGGUGAUGUUCGUCUGCUAUUUUGGCCUCAUGGCGCUCUACUUUGGUGCAGAGUUUCAGGCAAUCAACCACACGCAGAACUUUGAAAUCUUGGUCGUGGACCUGGACAACUCGAUUAUCGGAUCCAACUACCUCAACUUCACCAGUCACCUCAACGGCGUUCUGGGACAGCCUCGUUGGGUCAACCACAACGCCACCGUCUAUCCCAACAUGUCGUCCAUUCAAGCCGAUAUCCUCAACGGCCGGUACUGGGGCGCCGUCGUCGUCCAGGCCAACGCCUCGUCCAACCUCUUGUGGUCUACCGCUAACAUCGACGCCAACUAUGACCCCACCAAGGCCUUUGCGUUUAUCUACGAGGGAGGUCGUGAUCCGUUGGUAGUCAAGCCUCAGAUUGUUGCAACCAUGUACACGACCUUUUUGAUGUUCUCCAAGUCUUUUAACCCCGCCUGGGUCAAGCUUGCCAUCGCUUCGUUUAUACAACAAAACACGUCUAUGAGCGCCAUCAUGGAUGCCCCGCAGGUCAUCGGGACCCCUAUUGCCUUUGAGGAGUUUGAUCUCCACCCAAUCACGGCGUCCAUCAUCACUUCGGCCACGUCGGUCGCCUAUAUCUGGAUCUUCUUGAUUGCAGGAGGAAGCACCUACUUGGUCGCCAACAUGGUCCAGCCCAUGACCACAAAGUAUUCGACCGCAAUGACCAUGUUUGCGAUGCUCCUCCCUCUCUUCAUAUUCCUCGUCGCGCUCUCUUUCUGCUACAGUCUUUUGCUCCUGACGUUCGGGGUCCCCUUUGCUGGUGGAGCGCUUCAGUUCCUCUCCCUCUUUGGAGGCAUGCUCCUCCUCCAGUGCGCCGUAGCCUCGAUGGUCCUCUUCCUGAUCUAUUUGAUCCCUGUCGUCUUCAUCCCCGGGUUCACAAUCACCUUUGUGAUCCUUAACGUCAUUGCGGUCUUCAACCCUGCAGAGCUGGUGCCUGUCUUUUACAGAUGGGUCUAUGCGAUGCCGUUCCUGAACGCCGUCCAAAUUGCGCGAUAUGUCCUCAUGGGGUCUUAUAACCGGUUACGGUACAACAUUCCUGUCCUCUCGGCCUGGAUCUUGAUCCCAGUUAUCUUGAUGCCAUUUGCGAUCAGUCGACAGAAACGCGUUGCUCGUGAAAUGGAGCAGGAGGACGAAGAGGAGGGGAUCAUAAAGUCGACUGGAACUCAGCAAAAGGACCGCAAGGUUAUUCAUAUCAAGUCAACAGAAGCAGGAUUAGGAGCGGUAUCAACUGACGAUGAUGACGACGUAGUGAUCCUGGAGCCCAAGAGGAAGAAACAGUACUCGAACAACCACAACAACAAUAACAACAACAACAACAACAACAACAACAACAACAACAACAACAACAACAACAACAACAACAAUACCCGGCAACAGCAACAGCAGAGGUCAUCCUCCCGUCACCGCCAACCUACCCAGCGAGAAGACAUGGACAACUACAGCCUUGAGGAUCAUGACGAGGAGACCUUCUCAUACUAUGACGAGACAACAGUUCCCGGAUCCCAUCGCCCAACCGCGAACCACCGCCCCAGCCCCCCCUCAGAGUCCCGCGUCUUUAACGAAUGGGACCACUGA